UUUUCAGUUGUAUUAAUACUGAAUCACUGUUUUUCUAUGAUGGAAUUUAAUUAGCCUACUUGACACACAACAAUUUGAACUGCUAGCUAAAAUCAUACAUGGAGGAUUAAGUUUUAUUUUGAAGUUCUGACCGGAAGCGGAUUAGUUUACUCCCGAGAAACAGAAGUCGCAGGUUGCAGCUCGGCUCACCUCUGAGUGACUCUCCGGUGUUGUCGGUGAACCGUCGCCACAUUUCCUCGCCAGGAGCCGGCGUGGUGAAGCAAGAUACCGGUUAAAGAAAAGGGGGGUGAAGUCAUGUUCAGACUCCUCAGUCACCAUGGUAACAGGACGCGGAGCUGCCUCGCAGGCCAGCGGCGCUAUGAGCACCACAGGGCCGUCAUGGCCAUCCGCCGCGAGGACAUCAACCCCUGGGAGAGGAGGGCGCCGCUCGCCCCGCGCCACGUCAAGGAGCUCACCAACGCCGGCGUCAAAGUCCUGGUGCAGCCGUCCAACCGCAGAGCGAUCCACGAGAAGUACUACAUGAAGGCCGGGGCCGUCAUCCAGGAGGACAUUUCGGAGGCGUCGCUGAUAAUCGGAGUGAAGAGGCUGCCGGAGGAGAAGGUCAUUCCCAGGAAGACGUACGCUUUCUUCUCCCACACUAUCAAGGCUCAGGAGGCCAACAUGGGGCUGCUGGAGGACCUGCUGAAGAAGGAAGUUCGUCUGAUCGACUACGAGAAGAUGGUCGACGCUAACGGCUACCGCAUCGUAGCGUUCGGUCAGUGGGCCGGCGUCGCAGGAAUGAUCAACAUCCUGCACGGACUGGGGCUGCGCUUCCUGGCUCUCGGCCACCACACUCCCUUCAUGCACAUCGGCAUGGCUCACAACUACAGGAACGUCAGCCAGGCCAUCCAGGCAGUGAGGGAUUGUGGGUACGAGAUUUCCAUGGGCCUCAUGCCCAAAUCCAUCGGCCCCGUCACGUUCUGUUUCACCGGAACCGGCAACGUCUCCAAGGGAGCCCAGGACAUCAUCAACGAGCUUCCUGUUGAAUACGUUGAACCUCACGAGCUGAAGGAAGUCUCUGAGACUGGAGACAUGACCAAAGUUUACGCCACCGUUCUGAGCCGACACCAUCACCUGAUGAGGAAGAGCGACGGCAUCUACGACCCCAUGGAGUACGAGAUCCACCCGGAGCUGUACACCUCCCACUUCAGGACCAGCGUGGCGCCGUACACAACCUGCCUGAUCAACGGCAUCUACUGGGAUCCCCACACCCCUCGACUCCUCCGGCGAAUGGACGCCCAGAGGCUGAUGAGACCUCCCAAAACCCUGUCUGUAGCCAUCGGGGGGUCGCCGCAGCUGCCGCACAAGCUGCUCGCCAUCUGCGACAUAUCAGCUGACACCGGCGGCUCUAUAGAGUUCAUGAACGAGUGCACCACCAUCGAUAAGCCUUUCUGUAUGUACGACGCCGACCAGCACAUUGACCACGACAUCGUGGAGGGAAUCGGGAUCCUCAUGUGCUCCAUCGACAAUCUUCCCGCUCAGCUUCCCAUCGAAGCCACGGAGUACUUCGGAGACCGACUCUUCCCCUACAUCUGGGAGAUGCUGCCGUCAGACGCCACCAGACCCCUGGAGGAAGAGGACUUCAGCCCGCAAGUCAGAGACGCUGUCAUCACUUCAAACGGAGUUCUCACCCCAAAGUUUGAAUACAUCGAAAAACUUCGAGAAAGAAGGGAGAAGGCUGAGAUCAUGAAGAAGAGCGGGAUGAAGCGAGUCCUGCUGCUGGGCUCGGGAUACGUCUCCGGACCCGUUGUGGAGUAUCUGACCCGCGAUGAGAGGACCCAGGUCACUGUGGCGUCGGUGCUGCUGAGGCAGGCGGAGGAGCUGGCGGCCAAAUAUCCCAACACCAUCCCCGUCACGCUGGACGCCAGCAGCCAGGAAGGACACCUCGACUCCCUGAUCAAAGACCAUGACUUGGUCAUCAGCAUGCUGCCGUACUCCUUCCACCCGCUCAUCGCCAAACACUGCAUCAAGAGGAAGGUGAACAUGGUGACAGCCAGCUACCUGAGUCCGGCCAUGAAGGAGCUGCAGAGCAGUGCGGAGGAGGCGGGCAUCACCAUAGUGAAUGAGAUGGGCCUGGACCCGGGUAUCGACCACAUGCUGGCGAUGGAGUGUAUCGACCAGGCUAAAGCCGACGGCUGCACUGUGGAGUCCUACAGCUCGUUCUGCGGAGGUCUUCCUUCUCCUGAAUGUUCAGACAAUCCUCUUCGCUACAAGUUCAGCUGGAGUCCGUACGGCGUCCUCCUCAACACCAUCAGCCCCGCCAUCUUCCUCAAAGACGACCAGGUGGUGAGCAUCCCGGCCGGCGGCUCUCUGAUGGACUCCUCCACGCCGAUGGACUUCCUGCCCGGUUUCAGCCUGGAGGGAUUUCCCAACCGCGACAGCACCAAGUACGCCGAGCCGUACGGCAUCCAGAGCGCGCACACACUGAUCAGAGGAACACUGCGCUUCAAGGGCUUCUCCAAGGCCAUGAGUGGGUUUGUCAAACUGGGUCUGAUUGACAGCGAGCCUUGCCCCGUCCUGCAGCCCACUUCAUCUCCCGUCUCCUGGAAAGAUCUCCUCUGUAAGCAGAUGGGAUUGUCCUCGUCUAUGUCCCAUGAUGCCUUUGAAGAAGCCGUAUACGAGCGCAUCGGAAAGGACGACUUCAGGAUGGACACGCUGAGAUGGUUUGGGAUGCUGAGUGACGAGGCGGUGCCUCACGCCGACAGCGUUCUUGCUGCUCUGGCAAAACAUUUGGAAGCCAAACUGUCAUUUGAUAAGGGCGAGCGAGACAUGAUCAUCAUGAGGAACGACGUGGGGCUUCGCCACCCGACGGGCGAGCUGGAGACCAAACACAUCAGCCUGGUGGUGUACGGCGACCCCAGCGGUUUCUCUGCCAUGGCCAAGACUGUAGGAUACCCAGCAGCCAUUGCUGCUCGCAUGGUCCUUGAUGGUGAAAUCAAUACGAAGGGUCUGGUGGUUCCGAUGACAAAGGAGAUCUAUGGGCCGGCGCUGGUCCGACUGAAGGAGGAAGGACUGCACUUCAUGUCCAAAAGCACCCUGGAGGAGUAGAGCCGAUAACUGCCUGUAAAUCCUAUCCAACACCUCCAGAGAUACUGUACAGACGCUAUUCACACGCUAUUAGCUGCCUUUUCACCAACUUGCUGCUGAUAAGCAAAGUUAUUUUUAGUGUUUAAAUGAAAUUUUUUACUAUUUGAUGAUGCUUUAAAACCAUGUUUGUUAGUUAUAGGUCAAAAAGCUGAAAAGGCAGCUGGUGAUGAUAAUCAGAUAUAAGUUCAGAGAUCAGUUUAAUAUGAGCAUCCUUAGUUUGGCUGAAUUUGCAUCUGUGCCAAGCUGAAAUCACUUUUUCACCGGCGUUGACUGUUGCAGAGAAAAUUUCUUCUGUGAAGAUGUGUAAAAGGUUGACAGAUCAAACACUAUUUUAGGCAUUAGAAAUUUAAAGCAUUAAAAAGCACAAACGUCUUUCAUUAUACCAGCGAAACUACUGUAGAAACAAGGUCUGACUGAGAUUGAGACUACAUUUCCCAGAGACUAUCACCUAUUAAAAACAAGAUAAAAAGUGAAGCUUUCCCACAGGGGGAACGUUCAGUCUGCGUCAGUCUAUUAGAAAUCAACAAAGCUGUUAAACCUUUCCAUGUUUUAACUGUCCUUAUUCUCCGUUAGCUCAAACAGCAUCUGUAUUACUUAAAAAUCCAGCAAAAGUAGCUCAAUACUGCAUUCACUUUCAAACCGUGAUAAAAGUCUGCAAGGAAGACAUCGCCUUAGUUACAGACACAGUGUUUCUACAAAAACAUGUUAACAGUUCUCACCCACUGUAUAAUAUCACAUUAUGAACCGUUCAGUGUGAAGUCUAACGAAGCCGAGAGCAACUGCUAGUGAUUAUUUUCAGCUGGUUUGUUCAGGAUCGUGAGUAUUAUUUUAUUUUUUGCUGGUAAAUAAUUUGUGUUGCUUAAACAAUAUGUAUGGAAUUACCUCCCAAAUUACUUAAAAAAUAUAUGAUAAUACUACAAAUUAGUAUGAAAUCAGUAUCUAUUGGCCACCACUUAAUUAUCUCGUUAUUUUGAGAUUUUUUACACAACAUAACAAAGAUCAGUAAAUUUGCGACUCUAACCUCUAUAUUCUAUCUAAAACAACACUGCAGGUUUUAAAGACACAAGGUUUGUCUCCUUUUUCUACAGAAAAAAAAGCUUUUAAGUAAUAUUUAGAAAAAAAAAAAUAUAUAUACAAUUAAUUCCAUUAAAACUGUAGACAUAAAGUAAAAGUUAAAGCUAACGUUAGUGCUAGCUAGCUGCUAGCUAGUAACUACUGGAGCUAGCUAGCAACUACUGGAGCUAGCUAGCAACUACUGGAGCUAGCUAGCAACUACUGGAGCUAGCUAGUAACUGACGGACAGUUGGUCGAAAGUAGAGUAGUCAAAAUCUGUUAAACUUUUUAUAUACAUUUUUCUGUUUAUGUUUGUAACCUUAAAUACUCUGACUCACGACCUCCAGGAUUCAGAAUUAACAUAGUUUUGUCAUGUCAUUUUAUGAAGCUAAUGUUAGCUUCUCCUGUGAGCCUGUUAAGCUAACGAUGGUUUCACUGAAGCUAAUGUUACCUCACCAACAAAAGUGGAGAGCAGCUAACAGUGUCAUUGAGGCCAUUACAACAUGGUAAUACUUUACUAUUAGUCCCCCAAUUCAACAUUUAAAAGCAGUAUUUAAACAUUUAAUACAUUUUAGUUUUAUUAACCACAGGUUUUAGGUGCUUUGCCGGGUGUGACAUACCUGCAGUUUGUCAGCAUUACCAGCAGAUGUAUGUAGCUGUUAACAUUAUACAUACCGUCACUUUCGUCCAUGGUUACAUUUCAAUAUAUUAAGGUCAAGUUUACCGCUGAUGUUAUAUCUCAUUAGCUAAAUUGGUCACUAUUCCCCUAGAAGUUUACUUAUAAGUCAGUAAAAAAAAAAAAACAGGGAUCUCAACAAGUAUCAUUAUUUUAUCUGAUUAUUUUCACAUACAUAAUACAAAUGUAUUUUGUUUUAUACCACAUAGACCACAAGUGUGGGGGUAAAUUUACAUAAAAUAGCUAUUUAAAUUUCAAUCACAAUAUUGUUUAGAAAAAUCCAAAUUGAAAACAUUGAAUUUAAAAUUAUCUUAUUGGAUAUUAUCGCAAAAAUAAAUACGAGCACUACAAAUGUUUGGAAUAUUAUUUAUUAACUCAUGAUCGAUUCGGUAACUGAAACAUGAUCAGUAACAGCAGCACUCGGCUAAUGUUGAGCGCAGAAGUACAAGUCUUGAUUUGUUUUGAAUUUGUUUUGAAGAGUGAAUUCUGUAUUUGCGUUAAGUUUCCCAGACUGAUGAGUAUUUAUUGUUUGCCACCUGAGCAAUAUUUAUUUUAUUUUUGGGGGUUUUGUGUGGUCACCUUUAUAAACGGUUUGUUACAUGCUUUAAAUGGAGAAAGAAAACCUAAUGUUGUACCUGAGAUAUAUUUUUUUAAAUAAUAUAUCAUGUUUUCCUGAUAUUUGGUUUAUAUGUUAGCCUCCAGAGGGUUUUAACUGCAGUGUGUUGUUUGAGAUUUAGGUAGAUGUGCAGGUUUGGAUCUGAAUCACACACUUGACUUGAAAAAAGAGAGAAUUUAAAUCAAAGUCCAUCAACACUAACACAUUAAUGUUUGUCAAGUUGAAUAUUAAUAUCAUAAAAUAUUAAUGAGUAUUGAUUUGAUUUUACUCACUGACUGAAUCUCCAACAUGAACACGGUUUUUAUUUUUAUGUUUUUAAUUUUUUGUUUGGUCUGUAAUGUCUGAUUUGACAUUUAAGAAAAUUCAUGAUUACAGAACUCAUGUUCGUUUGUUGUCGCUUGUUUUGAUCGCACAUUUUUACUUUAUGAAAAUGUAAAAAUGGUUCAAUAAAAAAUCUUUUUGUGAAGA
Messenger RNA from Seriola aureovittata, 5939 nucleotides. RefSeq names its product aminoadipate-semialdehyde synthase (gene aass). Gene Ontology annotation, molecular function: saccharopine dehydrogenase activity. The transcript is spliced from 24 exons. The record is from RefSeq and is a predicted model, not a curated record. NCBI's taxonomy places the organism in Eukaryota, Metazoa, Chordata, Actinopteri, Carangiformes, Carangidae. The coding region runs from base 295 to 3087 and encodes 930 amino acids. Gene Ontology annotation, cellular component: cytoplasm.